AUGGCAUCAGUUUAAACUAAUAUUUUAGAAUUUAAUGCAAAUCUUUGCAUAUAGGAUUUAGUAGACACUUACAACGAAUGCGAUUUACCUUUUUUUAACCAAAAUGAAGUACAAGAGCUAGAUGAGCAUAAGUUUUUCAUAACAUUGAAUUAACUAGCUUAAGAAUAUGUUUUAAAGGAUUACUAACCGUUCAGCAUGCAUUUAAUAGACUAUUAUUGUAGUAAAUAUUCCAAGAAGUAAAUCAUAGCAAAAUCUUGCUAUUCGUUCUACUACUGUUGGAAGAAAAUACUCAAAUCCUCAAGUGAUGCAAGGCUCUAUGCAUUUUGCUGCUUCAACAAAUUAAUUCCUAGUAAGCUAAUAAAAUUCUAUUGCAAAAUAAGAAAGCAAAUUCAUUCAUUAGUAACAGAUAAAUAAUAAGUUUUGAUACCGACUAUUAACAGUAUAGAGAUUAAUUUGGAGCAAGUGUUGUCUUUGAUCAAAAAAAUGUUUUAAAAAAGCGAUGCUAUUUAGUAAGUUAAUUAAAAUUUGACAAACUUCCUGUAAAAAAAUAAAGUAGUCUAUACUCCCAAGGAGAAAAUAAAAGCUUGCUUAGUAGCUGAAUUUAUUAUUGAACAAUAUAUACAAAUUACUCUAGGUUAUGAAUACAACAAUCUAUCUUAGGAAGGCAAAUUUUAAAACGGUAACAAAAAUCAAUUUUAAUAAGAAAAUAAUUAUGAAAGUUCUGAUUAGCACCAAUAACAAAAAGACUUAUAAUAAUAGAAUAUGAAGUAUUUUAUUUAAAAUGAUAACUAAGAACCUAACAAUAACCUAUAAGACUAAGUUUUUUAAAACAACAUGAUGAAAAAUAGCCAUAGCUCAUCUAAUUUAAAAAGCCAAGGAAAUGGUUACAUGCGCAUUCACAACUUAAAAUAAAGCAAAAGUUAAUCAUAAAUUCUACCAAUAAGAAAUAGAUUUUUAGGUAGUAGCAGUAAAUCACCUUUAAGGAAAUCUUCUAGCUCUUAAAAUAGAAUGAGCUAGAAUAAUAGAAAUUAAACUCCUAAUAUUAUCAUCACACAUGAGGAAUAGUAAAACGAUCUACUCCAAUCUGACUAAAAUUUGCAAAAAACAAUUAAAAGAAAAAGUGAAUAAAACUAAAGUUAAGACAAUACUUUGUUUUCAACAAUGGAUGAAAACUCAAAAAAGCCAUAAAUCUUAUUGGAAAUUUAAAACAACAGCAUGAAGUCUGAAAUUGAAAAUUUUAAAAAUUAAGUUGCUAAACUUUAAGAUGAAAACUAAUUUUGUUAGAUCUUUAACCAGAAGUUAGAACAGAUAUUCUUAGAAAUAUUAGAAAUAUCCAUAGAAUCUGAUUACAGAUCAAAUGAUGUUGAUAAGAUCAUAGAAAAGUAUGAAGAAUUAAAAAAAUAAUAAGGAGACCAAUGUUCUCUUUUGGAAUUUAGAGAAAAUAUUAGCUAAAUGAAAGAGCUAGCAUAACUUAAGUCGAAUACUUUAUAGCAAAAUAGUUUAUUCAGUUCAUAAGAACAUUUUAAUGGAAAUAAUAUCCGUAAAAUAUCUCAUAACAACUCUUCUCAAGUUGAAAACCCUCACCCUUUUAGCAUUUCAAGUGGUAAUGAAAACCAAAACAAUGCUCUUAGCUCUCCUGCUGCUAUGAAAAGUUCAUAAAAAAAAAGAUCUGCAAUUCUUGAAGAAGUAAACAAUUAGAAUAAUUCUAACAAUUGCUACUUUACGGAAGAUGAAUAAUAAUAAAGAUAGCAUUUAGCACUUUUAGAAGAAGUCUCAUAAUCUUUAUCAUAACAAAUAAAUAAAAAUAAUUUAUAAACACUUGAAAAAAUCAUAAAAUAAGAUUAGCAUCAAUAAUAAGUAGACCAAUCUCCUUAGCUUUUAUCAGUUAGUUUUACUAAUUUAAACAGUUAAUAAUUACCAUAAUCAAGCUCACCGCUCAUGUAAAGCUCGUUUUAUUAAAUAAAAGAUAUGCUUUAAUCAAACAAAAAUAAAAGAAAUAGCUUAAGCCCUGCUAUCUUCCAACAGAGUAUUUCAUUUAGAGAAGAAGGAGAACAUUAAUUAUCUAAAAAAAACUCUGAAAACCACAGAGAAUUCUUAAAUUCUAUGAAUAGUUUCAACUUUCAACUUAACAACGAUAGUGAAAAUUAAAAUUGCAAGUAAUAAGAAAUGUAAAAUUUAAAUAUUUAGAAAUAGCCAUCAUAAUAGUCAAUGUCAUCUUUGCAAUAAUUGUAAAAAAAUUAAGCUAAUGAUUUAUCUAUGAUUAAUCCUCAAAAUAAUUUGAUGAAUGAGAAAUCUAAAUAAAUGCAAUAAGACUAAAAAUAAGAAUUAAAAUAAUCUUAUCACCUUCAACUUUAAGCAACUAAUUCUAAAUAAUAAUCGUUGCAGUCUCCUUUAAUUAAUAUAACCAACAGUAGUAGCAACAAUAAUAACAAUCUAGAUAAAUAAUAACCACAACAAGAAAUGAGUUAAAAUUAACAACAUUAAUUCUAAUAAUAACAAAAAUAAACAUUUUAGUUUUAAUAACAAUCUAAUAUUUAAGAAUCUUCCAAUAAUAAAAGUAUUUUAGAUUAAUUAAAUUAAAUAUAAUAAUAAAAGCUAUUAGAAAUAUAGUAAAUACAGUAGUUAAUAUAAUCUUAAAAACCGAAAGAUAUGUAAAAAUCUUAAAUUCCUUAAAUAUUUGGCUAAAAUAAUGAUUAAACUUUACAAUAACAAUAAAAGAAACAGGAAAUGGGUUUAUAAAAUUAAGUUAAUUAAACAUUUUAGUAUUAACAGAAAUAGCCUUUUAAGCUCAAUUAGACUAUUGAAUCAGAUAUAAAAACUUUUGAUCCUUCAAUGAGUAUUCCAUCUAGUAUAGCCUCAAAUCACUAGCAAAAUCAAUAAGCACUUCAUAGACAGCAUUAUUAGAACCUGCUAUAAAGACAAUAAGAGAAAUAAGAAUAGGAAAAUAAUUAGCAACUAAAAAAUCAAAGCUAAUUUUCAAGAAUAAAUUCUGAUAAGUAUAACGAAUAUGAUCAUCACUCAAAUGCAGCAGAUGAUAGUUGGAGUAUAAAAACUUUCGAUCCAGAUAAUAUUCCUUAAGUUAACUCAGCUUUUAACAAAAAUAAUUAACUUUGUUUUGGAAGUUAAGGAGGAAGCCAUCACCAUUCACAAAAUAGAAAAAGCUUGUCUUUAAUAUAGUAUAACAAUUAAAAAAUUCAUAGCAAUUAUAAAAUAAAUAAAAUGUCUGAAAAUAUGCAUUUUUUAAAUGGAAUCAAAGAGUAAAUAGAAGAAGGUUAUGAUAAAAAAAGCAAUUCAAUUAGAGAUACUCCCAAAUCUUCCUCUUGUGGUGAAAAUAUUUAACUCUCUGAAAGCGAAGGGUACAAAACUUACACAGAGACUUAAAUCUCAGCUUUAAAAAAUAUAAAAAAUAAAAUUAUUUGA
Messenger RNA from Tetrahymena thermophila SB210, 3420 nucleotides. RefSeq lists its product as hypothetical. Lineage: Eukaryota; Ciliophora; Oligohymenophorea; Hymenostomatida; Tetrahymenidae. The transcript is spliced from 7 exons. The record is from RefSeq and is a predicted model, not a curated record.